Molecule: messenger RNA, 900 nt
Organism: Closterium sp. Naga37s-1
Lineage: Eukaryota; Viridiplantae; Streptophyta; Zygnematophyceae; Desmidiales; Closteriaceae
Source: the annotation of a GenBank genome assembly
AUGGCCCGGUCCCCAUCGUCGACGCGCGCCCUCACCCUCGCCGUGCUUUUCUCCGCGUCACUAUGGGUAGCGAGCCUCCCGCGCUCCGCGGAUGCAGUUCAGCUCUCCUACGUGCUGUCUCAGAUCCGCAACAAGACCAACACGGGCGCCAACGCGGACAUAUCCGCGGGAAUGGUGGAAUUCGCCGCUGGAUACGACAAGGUCGAUGACAUCACUGGAGGCUCGCUUCUUCUGCCCAUCAACGACGGCUGGACUAACGCACUCGCGGCCUACAAGACCAACAAUCCGUCUGCGACAACCUCGUCGGACCCGGUUCUCGAGGCGCUCAGCACGAUUGUGUCCUCGUCGGGGUCACUGUCGGCCCUCAACGGCAUGUCGUCCAACGCCAAGAACGCCAUGUCGCGCCUCGCCAAGUUCAUGUCUGUUCGCGAAUAUGUCGGACCCACCGAAAUGCAAACUGGCACCUACAAGAACGGGCGGUUCAGCUUGAACACGGCGCUCAACCAGCCAAUCUAUCUCUACGCCAACGUCACCGGCGUCCUCACAACCGGCAGCGGGAUAGAUCACGUUUUCACCGGGACCGACCGUGGCGCCGUCGACCCGACUACGUACAAGAAGAAUGGACUCGUGGCGGGCAGUGGCGCUGGAGGGCCGAAGGCAGUCGGGGAUGUGACAGCCGUCUUUGGUCUUGCCAGCUCCACUCAAGUGCUGGGCAAGACCACGUCGUCAUCUGACAUGUCCGCGAUUGUUGUGUCUGACCCCGUGUUCCCCGCGACCAUGAGCUCGCUUACCAGCUCCGACCCCGUGCAACCGUAUGGCAAAGGUGCUGGAAGUUUUGCGAUAUAUGGAAUUUUUUUGGCGCUGGGUCUUUCUGUGAUUGCGCUGCUUGUGCUCAUUUAG